Alosa alosa (allis shad) is the source of this 1856-nucleotide messenger RNA. Its product is annotated as solute carrier family 22 member 7-like. NCBI's taxonomy places the organism in Eukaryota, Metazoa, Chordata, Actinopteri, Clupeiformes, Clupeidae. Gene Ontology annotation, cellular component: membrane. Gene Ontology annotation, biological process: transmembrane transport. The record is from RefSeq and is a predicted model, not a curated record. Bases 83 to 1720 code for a protein of 545 amino acids. Gene Ontology annotation, molecular function: transmembrane transporter activity. The transcript has a single exon.
GUUCCACAGUGCAAGCAGGCACUCGCUUCACAACCGAGUCUGAGAGAGGGUCGAAGGGCUUUUUACAAUACCAAAAGGAAAGAUGAAGUUUGAGAACUUGCUGGUGGAACUGGGGGGUUUUGGGCGACACCAGGCGAUGGUCAUCCUCUUGCUGGUCAUUCCUCGUUUGACCCUUCCCUUUCACUUCCUGCUCAACAACUUCAUAGCUGCGGUACCAUCCCACCAUUGUGACAUUAGCGCUCUGGAAGCGGAAGGAGGCCUGGAGAAUCUGACCCGGGAACAGAGACUGACCGUGAGCAUUCCACCGCAGGAGGACGGAGAGCUGUCCUCUUGUCAGAUCUUCUCCGAGCCACAGUUCCACCUCUUGAGCGACUUUUCCAAUGCGACUCACCUCCCUGCAGUUCCAUGCCAGAGUGGCUGGGUGUUCGACAACAGUUCCUUCAUCAGCACGCUGGCCACUGAGUGGGACCUGGUUUGUGACCAGAGGGGAAUGACCAAAGUGACCGCGACCAUCUUCUUUGUCGGGGUGAUGGUGGGUGCCGCCAUAUUUGGCACCCUGAGCGACAGGUACGGCCGCAAACGCAUGCUGCUGUUCUCCUACCUGUUGUCCAUCUUCUUUGCUGUGGCCAGUGCCUUCUCCGUCAACUUUGCCAUGUUUGCCGCUAUGAGGUUCUUUACAGGCAUGGCCAUCACAGGCAUCAGUAUCAUUUCCAUUGUGCUGUGUGUGGAGUGGGUGGACAUUAACCACCGCACUCUGGUGGGGGUGUUGAUAAGUCUGGACUGGUCUACAGGGACCGUGCUGCUCCCGGGAAUAGCCUACCUGGUCAACGACUGGAGGUACUUGACGAUUGCGGUCACCUCACCACUUGCAUUGGCCACACUCACCUGGUGGUGGCUGCCAGAGUCGGCCCGAUGGCUGAUCGCCAACGGACGGCUGGACGAGGCUCACUACUACCUGACCAGGUGUGCCCGAGCCAACAACAGAGAGCAGGUCAUGAUGGACAUGAAGCCGCAUAUGCUCUCCACGGUCAUCAUGUCAGCGGACAGGGGCAAUCGGAAGUACAGCUACCUGGAUUUGGUGCGAACGCCCAAGCUGAGGAGGAUGACGAUGCUCACAGGCUGCACCUGGUACGGGGUGGCCUUCACCUACUACGGCAUCAGCCUCAACAUCACAGGCUUCGGCCUUGACGUCUAUGUGACCCAGCUCAUCUACGGUGCCAUUGAGCUGCCAGCCAAAAUUGGCAUCUACUUCAGCCUCCACAAAAUCGGCCGUCGGUACAGCCAGGUGGGAACCCUGAUUGGCACGGGAGCCUGUCUGGCGGUCAACCUCUUCGUCCCGCUCCGCAUGAAGCUGUUGCGGACGAUGGUAGCUGUUUUGGGGAAGGGCUUGUCGGAGGCGUCGUUCACCUGUGUCUUCCUCUACACCACGGAGCUCUACCCGACGGUGCUCCGGCAGAACGGACUGGGCUUCAGCUCCUUCGUGGCCCGCGUAGGCGUGUCCUUGGCCCCGCUGGUCAGCCUCCUGGAUGGCGUGUGGGGGCCGCUGCCCCAGGUGCUCUUCUGCUCCGUGGCAUUGUUGGCAGGCCUUCUGGCCCUGCUGCUCCCCGAGACGCGCAACGUACGACUGCCCGAGACCAUUGAGGACGUGGAGCAGACCAGGAAGAGGUCCAUCUCAACCUCCGAGCACUGGAAGGACUCUGAGAGUGUCUCCAUUAACUGACAUAGGUAAUGUCCUUAUCACAGUAUUCAAAACGGCUGCAGCCAGGAAAUGGGGGACUCCUCCCCUACCUGAUAUCUGCAGAUCCCCCACCCCACCCAACCACCUCCCAAAACCAAUAAAACUAUAAUGCACAUUC